AUGCUGGAAGAAGAACAGUACCUUGAAGAGGAUGCUAGUGGAGAACUGGAGAUAUUCGGGUCUGGACACGCUGCCGGCGCUGCUGAGCCGUCUCACCUGGCGCUGCCGUCCCCAAGCAGGCAAGCCGCCGUCUCACCUCCUCCAUCCCGGACGCGCUGCCGCCGCAAUCGGCCCAUCUCACUUCGCGCCGUCGUCGCCAAACAGGCAAGCCGUCGUCUCACCUCCACCCUUGUCUCUAUUGCGGGCGGCCCCGCCCCUGUACAGCAGUGGAGGAAGCGGGCGUGCAGGCUGGAGCUGGAGGCUGCAGUGCUGUGUUUGCCGGCAGGAAGCACGGGAGGCGGGUGGCCAUGGAGAACGGCCACACUGUUCAAGCGCCGGACUCUGCUGUCGACCUCCUCAUCUUCAGGCCCCACCCCGAGCUCGACCCUCCGCAGCCAUCUCGUUUUAUGUUCAAGCACCGCCUGGAUAUCAUUUUCUCCUUCCUACAGCCAGCUCCCCCCUGAUCUCCUCCGCAACGUGCUGCUCCAUGCAUUGGCAGCUAUAAAAGAAAAGGGGCAGCACAUCCUAAGCAUGAAGAUGAGCAUGCAAAGCAGGUGAAGGCAAAGCUCAGCUUGGUCUGGAUCGGAUGCCUUGGACAUGGUAAUGGAGGUUGAACACCGAUCAGUUGCAACUUGUUAUGUAGGAGACUGAAUAUGUAUAUGAAGUCUAUUUUAUUAGG
This is a messenger RNA of Triticum dicoccoides, 718 nucleotides long. RefSeq lists its product as uncharacterized. The record is from RefSeq and is a predicted model, not a curated record. Lineage: Eukaryota; Viridiplantae; Streptophyta; Magnoliopsida; Poales; Poaceae. The coding region runs from base 1 to 597 and encodes 198 amino acids. The transcript has 3 exons.